Molecule: messenger RNA, 1922 nt
Organism: Taeniopygia guttata (zebra finch)
Lineage: Eukaryota; Metazoa; Chordata; Aves; Passeriformes; Estrildidae
Gene: ZNF622
Product: zinc finger protein 622
Biological process (GO): ribosomal large subunit biogenesis
Cellular component (GO): preribosome, large subunit precursor
Molecular function (GO): zinc ion binding; nucleic acid binding
Source: RefSeq, a predicted model, not a curated record
AGGUCCACGCCUGGCCUAGUGGAUUCCGGCUGCUGCCUGCCGAAAAAUCAGCCGUAAUAAAGAGCCUGAAGGGAGAUCGCCAUUUGGCUGGAAGGGCUUGGCUGUGCUGCGGGCUUGUGGGUGCCUGGGGUUUGGUUUUCCUGAGUCCCACACAAGGCGGGACUCGAGGCUUCGGCCCUGGCGCUUAAGACGGGAGGGGAAAAUGCAGGCGGGUCACGGGCAGGUGCUGUGUAACUACGCGGGAUUUCUCUGUUUCCUGCAGUUUGACUUGUGAACACAUCUCCCAUAAUAGUCAGAGUAAUGGCCACCUACACUUGCAUCACUUGCCGAGUGGCUUUCAAGGAUGGUGAUAUUCAGCGUGCCCAUUACAAAACCGACUGGCAUAGGUACAACCUGAAGCGUAAAGUUGCUGACAUGCCUCCUGUUACUGCUGAGAAUUUCCAAGAGAGAGUCCUGGCACAGAGGGCAGUAACAGAGGAGCAGAACAAAAUCACUGCCACUUACUGCACAGUGUGCAGCAAGAGGUUCUCCACCUUUAAUGCUUAUGAGAAUCACCUGAAGUCCAAGAAGCACCUGGAGCUGGAGAAGAAAGCUGUCCAAGCUGUCAGCAAGAAGGUGAAAAUAUUAAAUGAGAAGAAUCUGGAAAAGGGGCUGGCCCCAGAGAGUCUAAACAAAGAUGAGAUGAACACAGCUAUUCAGCAAGCCAUCAGAGCCCAACCAUCUUCGUCUCCAAAGAAGACACCUCUACCUCCUAGUAAUGCGAGUAGCUCUCCUGUUUCCAGGGAAAGCACCAGCUUGUCCCAGAGCAGAGAAAGACCAGAAAUACCUCCACGGCUGCAGUGGUUUGAACAGCAAGCAAGGAAGCUGGCCAAGCAACAAGCAGAGGAAGAAGAGGAUAAUGAGGAAGACUGGGAAGAUAUGGAUUCUGAUGAAGACAUUGGCUCUGAUGAAGAGAUGGAAAGUGUGGAAGAAGAAGAAGAGGAACAGCAGGCAGAGGCUGAAAGUAUUCCUGCUGUUGGGGCCAUACCAGUCACAGACUGCUUGUUCUGUCCCCAUCACUCAAGAUCUCUCACAAAAAAUGUGGCGCAUAUGACAAAAAUCCACAGCUUCUUUAUUCCAGACAUCGAGUAUCUUGUGGAUCUCAGAGGACUAAUCAAGUAUCUUGGAGAGAAAGUCGGCGUUGGGAAAAUCUGCAUCUGGUGCAAUGAAAAGGGGAAAUCCUUCUACUCUACAGAAGCAGUCCAAGCUCAUAUGAAUGAUAAAAGCCACUGCAAACUCUUCACAGAUGGAGAUGCUGCCCUGGAAUUUGCAGAUUUCUAUGAUUUUAGGAGCAGUUAUCCUGAUCAUGAGGAUAGGAAGGAUGUGGAGGGUCUUGGAAAGCACUCGUCAGAGAAAGAGUUGGAUUAUGAUGAUGACACCAUGGAGCUCAUCCUUCCAUCAGGUGCCAGAGUGGGUCACCGUUCCUUGAUGAGGUACUACAAGCAGCGUUUUGGUGUGACAAGAGACGUGGCUGUUGCAAAAAACAAGAAAGCUGUGGGUCGGAUGCUGCAGCAGUACCGAGCCUUGGGCUGGACAGGGCAGGCAGGGGCCAUCUCUGCUCAGCAGUGUGACAUGCAGUACCUGCAGAGGAUGAAGUCAAAAUGGAUGCUCAAGACAGGAAUGAGUAACAAUGCUACAAAGCAGAUGCAUUUCCGGAUGCAAGUCAGAUUCUGAGUUCCAAAGAGAGCUGCCUACAACUGGUUAUAGGAAGGGGUACUUAAUGGUUUCUGGGUUGUGGAUUCCCUUAUUAAAAUGAACUAGGUACCUAUCAAAUACUGAUGUGUUUGCUGGUGUCUUCCUCUGUAAAAAGAAGAAUGACAGGGAACUUGUCUUUUCUGAAAUAAUGGUGGGCCUAAUUUAAAAAUAAAGUAUCUUCAGUGGAA